Macrobrachium nipponense is the source of this 1039-nucleotide messenger RNA. RefSeq lists its product as uncharacterized. The coding region runs from base 141 to 680 and encodes 179 amino acids. NCBI's taxonomy places the organism in Eukaryota, Metazoa, Arthropoda, Malacostraca, Decapoda, Palaemonidae. The transcript has 3 exons. The record is from RefSeq and is a predicted model, not a curated record.
GUGCAGUCGAUUUCCGGACUUUGGACUUGCUUCCUCAUUCGCUACCUAACAUUUCGAACCUACGCCGCUGAACAAUAUGCUGCCUAAAUUGCAAUGGGAAAAUUAGGUCUAUUUAUUUUCUACAUUCUCCUGACUUCAGAAUGAGAGUCCUUUAUCUACUGCUUGGGAUCUUCUUGUUCGCCAAAGGGGCUCUCGGGGAUAGCAACAAUGAAGAAAGUGGUUCCGUAGAAACUGCGCAUUCCUUGGAUCCUAGGGAUUCCAGCCAGAAGGAGCGCCUCUUCGGCUCCUUCAGCACCACCACCUACACAAUCGUCUCGGCCGUCACCUCCACCGUCUUCUUCUCCUGUCUCUCGGGAACAGCUGCUACAGUCUGCGCAGGGCGGAAUACAAAGCGAUUCCGAAGAGGCUCCGAUAACAAGGCCUUGGAAUUAGUCGGCGAAGGAGGCUCCAAUGUGCCUGCACUUGAACCGAGCGGACUUGGGGAACCAUCCCCGGAAGACACCAGCGCCGCAGGGGAAGCCCAAGCCAAAGAUCCGAAGUUCGGCUUCACUGUCUGGACCACAGCUCGAACCACCACCUCAGUCACCGUCUUCUACACUAACAGGUCAACGACCAUCAGACUCUCGUACUACUGUGUUGCUGGUGGACUCCAGUUCCCACCACAGAAUUGCGCCGGCUAAGAACGAGAUUCAGGCUGCCUGUGAGUGUCAGGGGAGAAGCAAAGAGAAAAUGAGACCAUGACUUUUUCCACCUAUUUACAGUUCAUAAGGACGGCGUUCAAGGCAAAACAAGCAAGUCCUUUUUGGCACUCAUUUGUUGUGACAGAAUGAACGCACUCACGACUUCAGAGAAAGGUUCAUUUUGGAGCGAGAGAUACGAAGUUUCUUCUCUUUUUCCUCCUCCCAUGAUACUCAGGACUUUGAAUUCAGUCACUCGAAAGCAACUAUUGUAAUGUAAUCUUUCUCUGUAUUUAUGUAUGUAUAUUGUUAAGACUCUGAGCGACGUUUUUAAGCACAUAAAUCCAUGUAACCACUUCAAA